GAGACUGCAGGGCUGUUCCAAGCCAAAAUUCUUUUCAUCUCUUUUUUCCAUCAAAUGUCUCUGUUCAUCUUUCUAUUCUCCAGAACAAAGACCCCCAUUCCCUCAGGGCAAAGGAUCCUUUUCUCAAAUACUUCGACACCCCCCACCACGUAUUUCUCCACAAUUUAUAGGAAUUUUAAGGAUUUUUUAUAGGAAUUUUCACCCCAUGGCUUACAAAAAGGUUCUUUCCAGCCAAUCUUUUCACGGCAUCUCCUCAAUCUCUUCCCAUCUGGAAACUUGGCCAUCAGGGCCCUAAUUGUAAACAGGGGAGGCCUCAGUGGCAGCCCCAGCCCUGCCCGGCCAGGCCGCACGGGGAGCGGGACUGGGCCGGGCCGGGCCGACCUCACCUUCUCACAAACUGGAAGAAAAAGAGAGAGUUUCACUUUUACCAAUGGGAUUCAUGGAGAAGUUUAUACAUGGCCGGAUAAGUCAAGAACUUCCUCCUGAAGUUUAGAAAAAGGAGGGAGCUCUGAGUUGUACCCAGCCCAAAGUGACUCUCAGAACAGCCAAGGAAGGAAAGAAGAGAGUGGAACAAGAAUGGCAGAAAAUGUAGUUUAUGUUAACUGGAACUUGCCUGAACCAAGCAGACCCAGAAUCCUGACAGACCCUGAUGGCCAAGGUAAAAGCCGUUGUCCCAGAGCACUGAGUCCCAGAGUUGCUGCCCUGGCUGCUGUCCUGGCUGUGAUGAUGCUCCUGGUGCUCAUAGCACUGUAUCUGACCCUCAGGGCAGGCAGCCAACAGGACUCAACAACAUUGACCUCCACCAGCCAAAAUGUGUCAACAGCAUUGUCCCCCACCAGCCAAGAGGACUCAACAAUGUUACCCCCCAUCCCUGGAGAGGCACCAGGAAAAAGCUGUUGUUCCACAACACGAGUUGCUGUCCUGGUUACUGAGAUAAUCCUGGUCCUCCUCACUGCUCUGUUUCUGAUUAUCCCAUGUAACAGGCCUUGUUCCAGAGCACACAUUGCUGUGCUGGUUGUUGUCCUGCUUCUGGCUGUGCUGGCCCUGACUCUGGCUUGGACACUCCCAGGUGGUCCAAUUGCAAACAGCCAACAGGACUCAACACCAUUGUCCCCCACCAGCCAACAGGACUCAACAGAGUUACCCCCCAGCCAUGGAGAGACACCAGGCUGUCCAUCAGAAUGGAAAAAACAUGAGAGAAAAUGCUACUUCUUUUCUCCAGAGAGGAAAAAGAAGAGCUGGAAAUCCUCCCGUGCAGAAUGCACUGCCAUGGGCUCAGACCUGGUGAUCAUUGAGAGCAGGGAAGAGCUGACUUACCUUCUGUCACAAUCAGGAGGUUCAUACUACUUCCUUGGUCUCAGAUACUCUCCACAGGAGCAGAACUGGAAGUGGAUCAACAAUGUGGAACAUGACCCAGCCAUGUUCAGUGUAAAGGGAAAUUAUAGUGACUAUCACUGCACGACCAUUGGAUUUGGUGAAAUAGGAGCUGCACCUUGCAGUGGGACCAGAACAACACAAAACAUGUGUGAAAAAUCUGCAACAAUAUCAAGAAGGCAUCAGGAGAGCUAAAAGCAAGAGCUCCAGGCUGAGAUGUUAUCCCAGCUUCCUGUAGCAAACAUGGAUGGGAUGUGUCUCAUUUGUCUCUAGCUGCCCAGUCUCUGCUCCCAGGCUCUCCUGCAGCCCCUCCAGACUCAUGGCCCAGCUGAGCCCAGCCUUUCCCUGCUGCUGUCUGAGCCUGGCUGGAUCCCUCUGGAAGAGCUGCCUCUGGCACACAGGAGGAGUCUGGCACUGUCUCAUGCCAGGGGUGGCACUCUCAGGCAGGCAGUGCCAGGGGAGAGGAGUCCAGGCUGGGGCCAGGCUGAUCCCAAACAGAUGCUGACUCUGCAGCUCCCAUCCAUGCACAGCCCUGUGCUCCCAGCCCUGCCUGUGCCCAAGGAGACCCUUCCCCAGCUGGCCACAGCCUGGCCUUGCCUGCAGCCACAAGGGAAGGGCAGCACAGAUUUCUGCUUGGGAUCUGCUGGGGAAGGGCAACCCCAGUCCUUGGCAGGAUGGACAGGGCAAAGUCAGGUGUGGGUGUGGAUAAACCUUCCCCUGUCCCAGAGUGUUCCAUGAGCACAGGGGAUCCCAGAGCCUGUGGGGGAAAUGGGAAUCAGCCCAGGGCAAAGGAUCCUACAGCAGCACAGCUCUGGGCAUAAAUCAGCCCCAGUCCUGUGUGGGGAAGGGAAGGAGUGUCAGAUUUAGGAUGUGCUGGGAAAGGGCACAGGAUGGAGAGCAGCAGAGACCAGCAAGGGCUGAAGAACAGAGUCCCAAGAGAAGCUGAGCUGGGCAGAAAACAGAACAGUGAAAGCCCCAGUGAGCUGUGAAGGAGCUGGUGAGAAAUAUGAGAGUGACCCACAGGCAAUGGCAACACCGUGCUCUGCCCUCUUUUCCUUGGAGAUUUGGCACAGGACAGGGCAGAUCUCUUGAUGUGCUCUGGGUCCCCCAGAGAGCUCCAAUCCCCUGCCUGGGCUGACUGCUGAGCCCCUGCACAGCUCAUCUCCUUUCCAGUGCAUGGAAUAAAGCUUUUCUUU
Molecule: messenger RNA, 2570 nt
Organism: Oenanthe melanoleuca
Lineage: Eukaryota; Metazoa; Chordata; Aves; Passeriformes; Muscicapidae
Product: C-type lectin domain family 5 member A-like
Exons: 10
Coding region: 577-1569 (330 amino acids)
Source: RefSeq, a predicted model, not a curated record